AUGUGUGCCGGAUUCAUAAUCCAACGGCGACCCGAGAGAAUUCCAGAAGACGUCGCCGCCUUUCACGUCGUUCAGCAUCUGAAUGUACGAAGGGAGAAUCGGACGGAAGAGCCGUUGUCGACCGGGGAAACGAUAAUAAUGGUUCGCGAACGGACGCCGAUCGAGAUGGACCGAUCGGAGGAAACACUGGUAAAUGGGAAGAACGGAACGGAAAGGAUCAGAGGGAAAGCGUUGCAGAGUCUUGCUUUGAUGACGUCAGCGCACCCGAUUACUGUAGUCCGAGCCCUGAUGCAGUUCGGAUACGAGCCGUUUCCGACGAUUACGAGCAAGGAAUUCGUGUGGUUCGGUGCCAAUCAAGUCUUUCUCCCAAACAUUCUCAGUUACAGUAAGACCCCGAAGCUCGAAUUUUUCACCCGAUCCACUUUAUUUCUAGCCUAUCAACUCGCCAAAAGUAGACAUUUGUCAGCCUUAUUCGAAGGCCUCGACUCUGCAUUUUGCAUCCAUGUCGUGGGUGGUGCUGUGGAGAAUAUCGUGUGGGAAGUAUAUAAGGAAACACGUUAUUGCCACGUCACAGUGUCUAUUUUCAGUUCUUCGGAAGGUUCACGAGACAUAUAAAAGUGGAUAAUAGGCGGUUGCUCGGCAGACUGUUCACGUUCUCGUUGAGACUCACGCUGACGGAUUUGGUGGUGAAGAUCGUGACGAGACCUUUCAAAGGUAUCAUCGGUCUUCGAAGCGGCUAUGAAGGGUUUGUCUUGCAGUUGUUAUGCUCCGUCAGAUAGCCUGCAUCGUGGGGAACGAGCCCGGAUUCUCGACGGUCCGAGGGCUGGAACUGGGUUUCCGGUCGGGAUGGACGAAUCUGUUCAGCGGAUUGAGCACUGAACUCAGGAACGUUCUCCUCGGAUCAUUCCUCGCAUUCUUAGGAAGAUACGCAAUCGACCGACUCGUAGAAGACAAGCCGGAACGAAGAGUUCGGAACAGAAUCAUAGACAGGGUCUAUCAAUCGGUACCCUCGAAAAUAGUUGUCUUUUUUGAAACGCCUUCCGUUCAGGUGGUCACUGCCAAACAGAAGAUCACGUUCCUCGCUCUGAGCGUACUUUUCCAAUGCACAAUCGGAUGUCCUCUGGAGGUCACUUCGAAGAUCAGAGCCAUCAUCGGAACGGGAAUUCUGGCGGCCAACGGGCUCCCUUCGGAGUGCCACUCACACAACGGAGCGUGGCAUUUCCUGACUCAGCAGAACGCGCUUCUUAACGGAUCCAAAUGGUUCUUUCGAGUGAAAUCUUCUUUCGACUUUCUGUCAAUUUGAAUUUUAAUUCUGAAUGAAGCAGUUGGUCGAUAACAAAAGUUUAAUAAUAUUGAAGCUUGAAAGCUUUUCCGUGGACACAAAAUAAUCUAGUUUCAGUGCAAGGACGAUGAUUCGAAGAUAAGUAUGCUUGCCGCCACGUCGUGGUCGAAAAGUGAUCGCACCAACAAUCAUUCGCACUCUGUUUUCGUCCUCCUCCGUUUUUGUCAUCAUCUGGCUUCUCGUCCGAUUCGAUGAUAAACCGUGCGUCGGCCCGUCUGCGUCGCUCCCCCUCUGCCCUCUUUUCCUCGCCUUUUCAUCGAUUCCUCUGCGUCUCUGCCCUCUUUCUGAUGUAAUCGCACAUGCGUAUGGAUCACACUUGCCCCCCGUUUCGGUAUUAUAUAAACUGACGAUCAAACUUAUGGGGUUAUUCAGGCUGUGAAAAAAAUGAUUGUUUUCCGUUUUUUUCGUUUUUUUACGUCAAAAAAUCCAAUUCAGCGAUGUAAAAAAACGAAAAAAACGGAAAACAAACAUACGCUGAAUAGCCCCAUUAUUGCACCCACUUUUUCACUUUUCCCUUCUUUCAUUGAUUCUUCUCAAUUUCAGUGCGCAAUGGCCUAUUUGGAGCGUGCUUAUUUCGGUCUCCAAUGCUUUUGGGGCGAGUCGGCGUGGGCAAAACUGAAAGGAGUCGUGGUGACGAGAGUCGGGUACGCCGGCGGAAAACAGCCGAAUCCGACGUACAAGAACAUCAAGGAUCACACUGAGAUCACUGAAAUCACCUUCGACCCGAAGGUCGUCGAGUACCCGAAGCUCGUUAAUUUCUUCUGGACCCAUCACAAUCCAGCGGAGAGAAGAAAGAAGGUGAUGGUUUCAUUCUGGAAAGAUUCAUUUACCAAACAGUUUCAGCAAUAUCAAUCCGCCAUUCUCUACGUGAACGAUGCGCAGAAGAAAGUAGCGGAGGAGUCGCUUUCGUCCGCCAAAAAUAAGCACGGAGACAUCGAGACGUACGUGGAGCCGCUGGACAAGUUCUACCAGGCGGAGGACUACCACCAGAAGUACUGGUUCCGGCAGAAGAAGAACCUUUUCGACGAGCUCGGACUCUUGGACACUCAAGUCGCCGAGGGAGAACUGGCCACGAAGCUGAACGCCUACGCGGCUGGAUUCCAAGACUUUCACGAUUUGGAACGUCUUCAGAAGGAGUACCUGCUUCCGAAAUCGUUCGUGGACGGAAUCAAAGAGUACGCUCUUGCCGGAGGAGAUCCAAGAAACUGCCACGCUUGA
Molecule: messenger RNA, 2560 nt
Organism: Caenorhabditis sp. 36 PRJEB53466
Lineage: Eukaryota; Metazoa; Nematoda; Chromadorea; Rhabditida; Rhabditidae
Source: the annotation of a GenBank genome assembly